Molecule: messenger RNA, 2629 nt
Organism: Sycon ciliatum
Lineage: Eukaryota; Metazoa; Porifera; Calcarea; Leucosolenida; Sycettidae
Product: homeobox protein SIX5-like
Exons: 3
Coding region: 223-2190 (655 amino acids)
Biological process (GO): regulation of transcription by RNA polymerase II
Cellular component (GO): transcription regulator complex; nucleus
Molecular function (GO): RNA polymerase II cis-regulatory region sequence-specific DNA binding; DNA-binding transcription factor activity, RNA polymerase II-specific
Source: RefSeq, a predicted model, not a curated record
GAAGGGAUCAGUUGGCUUCUUCAUGUCUUGUAGAGGAGAGGCAAUAUUUCGUUGUUUGUUCGGACAACUGAUCUCUACAUACAUUUGAAGUCGUUGUUCGGCCUGCAGGUCUGAUCGACCUAACCCUAUCCUGCUCUGACAACUGACGACUGGUCAAGCCUAGGUAAACUAAGCUGAUUGAGAGGAGACAUCACGUUUCGCCGCUAGUCCUGAUCAAGCAACAUGAAGACGGCCAACUUCACUAGCCCGUCGGCAGUCCGUGAUCAGCGUCUUUCUUCAAGCUCUGCCUCAAACGUCGAGUACUUUGGCGCUUCUCCGGCGCUCCACGCCGCCUUGGAAGCGGAGCGCAUUGCCGCAUAUGAAGCAGCAAAUCCGAUGCCACUCCCCAUGAGCAGCAACGCCAGUUCACAGUCUGCAGGCACUUACCUACCUCCCGUCGAGUCAACUGAACCGAACUAUCUUGCUCACCAAGCCGCCCAAGCAGCCUCCCUGCAGGCGGCGCAAAGUGUUCAGCAGCAGCAGAAUCACUCUCUCAACAACCCUCUUCUUCCGACAACGUACACGUUCAGCCUUGACCAGGUAGCAUGCGUCUGCGAAGUCCUUCAGCAGAACGGCCAGAUCGAACGUCUUGAGCGUUUUCUCUGGUCCUUGCCUCUCCAUGAUGAAGUGCAGCGCCAUGAAAGCGUGCUCAAGGCGCGCGCCAUUCUGGCUUUCCACCGGAACAAUUAUCAACAGCUCUACCACAUCCUCAAGUCUUACCAAUUCUCACCUUCUUCCCAUCAAAAGAUGCAGCAGCUCUGGCUGCAGGCCCACUACAGGGAGGCGGAACGGGUUCGAGGCCGCGCCCUUGGGGCGGUGGGCAAGUACCGCAUCAGGCGAAAGUACCCCCUGCCGAGGACGAUCUGGGACGGUGAGGAGACGAGCUACUGCUUCAAAGAUAAGUCACGGAACCGUCUGAAGGAUUACUACAAGAGCAACCGCUAUCCGUCGCCAGCGCAGAAAAGAAAAUUAGCAGCGGAAACAGGUCUGACGGUCACACAAGUGUCGAACUGGUUCAAGAACCGUCGCCAGCGAGACCGAGCUUCAGACAGGAGUGCAGGAAAGUCAUCAAGUCGCAAGACAAGCACAUCGAGUUUGGCCACUUCUGACAGUGGCAGGGACUCGGUGACAAGCGGGGAUUUCCCCACGGCUCUGGACAGCGCAUUUCAGAGUGAUGAGUGUCCAGAAGAGGAGGAGGAAGAUGGUGACGACGACGAGGCAAUGACUGCACCUCAUCACAGGACAUCGGGAAGCAGAUCAUCCCCGGUGGCGGAAACCCCGGACGGCGAGGAGCCAAGUCUGCCGCCGAUGGAUCAACUCAUGCUCACCGAACACAUGCUCCGGGGCCAGGACUCUGAAGUGGAUGAGCUGAUACACCGACCAUCCGACUCGACCCUGCCCACGGUAAAGUCGAGACUCAAUAGCACCGACAGUGCCGUCAAUGUGGGUGACAGUCCGUUUGAAAUCUCCUCUAUCUUGGCCAGCAGCUACCAGCCAAGGUCCAACGCAGCUUAUCCCAUGCACUCGUGCGGCACGGCUCCUGUUUACCCACACUACCAGUCUCUGGCUAGCCUAGCUUGCAUGUCACACGGCAACUACACCACAAGCGGCCAUUCUAUGGCCGCGUUUCCAUUGAAUAACUCCACGCAGCCCCCACCCAUGUACCCAUCGCCACCAAGCACACAAAUGUACCCGCAACGCAUGACCUCGCCGCUUUUCAAUGCCUCCUGGUCGUCCUACAUGAACCACAUGCCACAGCAGUCUACUUCGAUGAGUCAGAACACCUCGCCACCACCGUUUCUACCAUCAAUGACCUACCAGCCUCAAGGCAUGAGUGACUUUCUUGUCGGUGGCGCCAACCCCAGCACUGACCUGAUAGACGAGCCGGGAAAGUUCUGUCCAACGUCGCAGUCGGAGCUGCACUCGGUUCUGUCUCCUCCAACGUCGUCAACACACGAUGUCUGUACAGCGAUGUAUCCAGAACAACCGGCAGCCUGUGUCCCCGCCACUGCUGCUGCACACAGUCCGACUGGUGGCCUCUUGGAUACUAGCAUGCCUGCCACAGUUCCAGCGCUUUCGGCUGCUUCGACCACUUCCGCGCCCCAACCGACAACAGCAGUUGCGUCAGUGAGCUGCGAAACCGAAAUGUGAUGAUGUGCCAUAGCUUCAGUAUUAUCCUCAGCUUACCCAUCAUUGCAACAAUGACCAGAUAUGAAGCCAACCAUGACCAAAUAUUUUUUCCAAUGUGGAAUCAUGUUGUCCCUCCUUUUUGUGAGCAUUAACCAGAUUGUGCUGUACCUUGUUGUGAAGCCUUAGAUUCAAAGCCGACUCUAAUAAAUUCACUGCCAUUCCGGCGAUGUCUAAUUGAACAAGCAUUUAUCCCCGGACAUCCAUAAUUUGGUGUUUAAUAUUCAUUCAUUAUUUGAUUUUGAGUAUUUUCUCUCCUGUCACGUCUUUCUCCAGUUUACUUUCUCUAAUAUCGUUUUCCCUGCCGGGAGGCGGGAGACCGUAUGGUUUGUACCUUGUUUAUUUUUUAAGAUAACAAACUCAAGGCGAGGUAAUGAGGCAGAUGUCUCCCCGGCGAACUUAA